Molecule: messenger RNA, 1233 nt
Organism: Eleginops maclovinus (Patagonian blennie)
Lineage: Eukaryota; Metazoa; Chordata; Actinopteri; Perciformes; Eleginopidae
Gene: id3
Product: inhibitor of DNA binding 3
Exons: 3
Coding region: 117-470 (117 amino acids)
Biological process (GO): circadian regulation of gene expression; negative regulation of transcription by RNA polymerase II; cell differentiation
Cellular component (GO): cytoplasm; nucleus
Molecular function (GO): protein dimerization activity; transcription regulator activity
Source: RefSeq, a predicted model, not a curated record
UCGCUGUCAGAGCACUGUAGUAUUUCAGGACAGCGAUAGAAGAACAAGGAAAACCGACACCACGGUAUAUUCAAACAUCAAGCUGAGUCUUGUUGUUAUUGUUUUCUGUUUUCACCAUGAAAGCCAUCAGUCCCGUCCGUUCGGUGAGGAGCUGCUACAAGGCCGUGUGCUGCAUUUCGGAGCAGAGUCUCGCCAUCAGCCGGAAUAAACACUCGUGUCUGGAGGAGCCACUGGGCGCCCUGUGCGAUAUGAACGACUGCUACUCGAAGCUGAAGGAGCUGGUACCGAGCAUCCCGCAGAACAAGUCGGUCAGUCAGGUGGAAAUCCUGCAACACGUUAUCGACUACAUCUUCGACCUGCAGAUCGCACUAGAGGCGGAGGACACAGCGACGCCGGAGAUGGUUCUGUCAAUAAAGACUGCGGACCUUGCUCGCAAUUUCUCCAAAGAAGAAGGGCGGUUGUGCCACUAGGAAAAGGAUGACAAAUCACGGUGCAGGGAAACACAUGUCUCCACUUCACUCCGGGCAAGAGGACAAGAGGGGCAGAAAGGGUGGGAUAGGUAUUUGAGAGAGAAGAAGGAGGAGGGAGGUGGAGGGUUUAAAAAGGAAAGACAGGAAAAAGUGGACUGUUUCCUAGAUGAGUGGGGAUCAACAGUGGUUCAUGAGCAACAACACAGAGACUCAUUCUUUGGCCCCUGGACAGACAAAUCAACACACCAAAGCAGAAGUCAGGAUUGGAAACUGAAAGCGACUGGCUUUGUAUGCGCUCAUCCAAAAACCUGGGAUCCCCUAUAGGUAGACGUAGAAACAUUGUUACAUUGUUGUUUGAUUUUCCUUUAUGUGAUGCAUUCCAAACCAACUUUAUGGAGCUUAAACUUCACCCCCAACCUGAACUCUUUGUACAUCAAGUCUCCCGUCAUCUCACAUAAUUAUCCCUGCAUUAAUUCUCCCCUUUAAUCUGAUUUCUAAUGAGACUGUUACAACUUCAUACAGAUGUGUACCUAUCUGCUGUGGGUAUGUAAGGUGUGAGUCAAUUUGGAUGUUGGUAUUUUUUCUGAAUGGGGGUUUGGGUUUUAGGUAUAAUCAGAACUCUAUAAUAGAGUUAAUUGUGAAUGUUUGUGGGGAUUGUGUAAUUUCUACGGACUAUGUGCUGUGAGUUUUAUAAACUCUUUAUUAUAAACUUUGUAUGUAUGUUUGUUAUGUAAUGACAUGAAAUAAAAAAGUUGUAAAAACA